AUGGCAAGCAAUGAUUCACAUAUAUUAGUCGAUAUAUCAAAUAGUCAUACAAGGCAUAUUCUCACAUCUCUUGAUGUUAUUAUAGAGCAAGCGCCUUGCACUGCGGUUAAUGUAUUUGGGCUCGAUCAGAACAAGCGGGAUAUAAGGCAACCAAAUGGAACACUAUUUACGGAUAUCUGUAUUGCUAUUGGGUAUCAAAUAUGGAACAAGGGAAUGGAUAGGAACGUGAUCUACCAUAUUAGACGAUCGACAGCACGUGGCGUGGAGGAUGAUGCGGUUUUAUGGCAGAGUGAUGAUCAUGAUAUGCAAAUAAACUCACUGCCUUUGUUGAUGAUGAUUGCUGUUGGUAGAAUAAGCGGUACUGAUCUUGUCAAGAACAAUUGA
Messenger RNA from Halteromyces radiatus, 384 nucleotides. RefSeq lists its product as uncharacterized. The record is from RefSeq and is a predicted model, not a curated record. The coding region runs from base 1 to 384 and encodes 127 amino acids. NCBI's taxonomy places the organism in Eukaryota, Fungi, Mucoromycota, Mucoromycetes, Mucorales, Cunninghamellaceae. The transcript has 4 exons.